This is a messenger RNA of Salvelinus sp. IW2-2015, 3024 nucleotides long. NCBI's taxonomy places the organism in Eukaryota, Metazoa, Chordata, Actinopteri, Salmoniformes, Salmonidae. The record is from RefSeq and is a predicted model, not a curated record.
CGUCUCUGAGUAUACCAAACGGAUGUUUGCAUUCAGAUAUUUACAUCCCUUAUAAUAUCGUUUUGUUGUAUCUGUGCAGACCUAUGCUGAAACAUUGUUAARGUGAGAGGCCACACGUCUGCCGAGGGAGACUACCAAAAAGGUCGGCUCGUUAACGUUAGUUUACCAAAGAGAGUCGACUGCAACUGACUUGAUAGCACAGUGAUAAUGGUGGGUUGGUGUGCUGUACCGGGUUGUAACACACAGGAAGAUGAAGACAUUCUUUAUCAUUGCUUGCCGGCGAAUGAUGUGCAAAGAUGCAGACGAUGGUUAGCAGCCAUACAAAAGGAUGUAAAUUUACCAGUGGAAAGACAUAAACAUUUCUUGGUGUGUGAACACCACUUCAGACCAGAGGAAUAUGAAAAGGAUUUGAUGGCAGAGAAGAUGGGCGCCAAACAUAAGAAAAAGCUUAAAUCCACCGCGAUUCCCACCAUAUUUCCAUGGACUGAUUACAUUUUGAAGAGAAUUCAGCCACACAGAAAACAUUUGAAUGRGGCCGGAAGUGAAAUGUUUCUGAGUGCAGUUGGCAGACUUGGUGCCAAACCAAAAUGUGAGCCUGGUACUACAACAACAGGAGCAGCAUCCCGGAUGUCAACAUCAGUGGUCCAACAACCUGCUGUAGUUCCUGUUGCUUUUUCAACACAGACUGUGAAGAGUGCAGUUGGCAGACUUGGUGCCAAACCAAAGUGUGAGCCUGGUACUACAACAACAGGAGCAGCAUCCCGGAUGUCAACAUCAGUGGUCCAACAACCUGCUGUAGUUCCUGUUGKUUUUUCAACAAAGACUGUGAAGAGUGCAGUUGGCAGACUUGCUAGUGGGCAGACGACAACAACAACAACGACAACAACAACAACAACAACAACCGGAUCCCGAAGGUAUCAAACUUAUAAAGAUGCAAAAGUCAGUUUUCGUGUCGGCUCAUCGCUACGUACAAGAGUACUUACCGGACCGUGGGAGACAGUUGCAGAUAAUUUAGUGCGGGGUCGUUUCAAAGCUAUCCCCAAAAACCUCAUGGCAAUCCCUGGCCUGGGCCACGCCAUGUUGGAGGAAGUGCUGAAGUUGGUAACUAAAGAAUGCGUCACCUUAGUUUCUAUGCGUUUUAACUCAGUACUACGCCAGACUAGUCCCCUUUCACUUAAAACCUUCAACUGGACCACUGUGACCGAUGAGUGGAAGAACUCAGCUCCAACCUUCUUCCGGUUUCUAUCCACUAGCUCAGCUACAGCGGACUUGAAUCCAAAUACACCCAAAUCAGCUAAAAGUUCUAUGGUGGCCAUGGCUGGAGCCUUACUACUUAGGGCUCGUUCAAAGAAUAUGUGUGCAGCCAUGUACAGGACCUCAAUGUUGCUACGGCAAGGACGAACCAGGACGAGAUGCCAAAACAAGCUUGCAAAAAUGGGAGUUUGUGUUUCAAGUCACAGUAGCUUAACAAAGAGGAGAGAAAUUACAUUAUCUUAUGAUAAAGACUUUGCUGCCUGCCAUACCCGGACCGCUAUUGAAGACCAACCAAUAAGCCUACUGACCAGCCCACCCUAUCCAGUGAUGACACCUUUGUCACUGGAGGAUGGAGAUCCCGGUUGCUCUGGAGAGAAUGUAGCAGAGACUACUGUUGUGUUGCCGGGCAGUGACAAUGAAGAUGCCACUGCGCUGACGGAUGAGGAGUUCUGGCAGUUCUCCAGGGAGCAGGAUGAAGAUGAGGAUGAAAAGGAGAACAAGACUGCGUACAGGAAGUCAGUCCAGCGGAAACGGGGYAAACGGCUCUCUGCGAAGAAGUUCUUCAAAGUGCAAAAGAAAAAUAAAGCUGUGCAAACACGUCGUCAUGGAACCAGCGUCGAUGUUUCUCCUGAGAGUGGUGACCUGUGUGUGAACAGAGACUGUCUCCUGCAUCUCUUCCGGUGGUGCAGGAGGUGUGGAUUUGAGUGCAAGGUCAGCUUGCAGGGCCAACAGAGGAGCUUCUCUGUCAUUCAGAUGUGCCCAAUAUGCAGUCACACCAGGAAGUGGAUGAGCCAGCCUUUUGUUGCUGAGGAAACCUCUGGAGAAAGAGAGACGGAGCUACUGGAUGGAGAGGAACCAUGUAAGGACAGAGACCAGGAUGACAGUUGUUCGUUGACGAUGGAAAUCACUGAGGAGAUGUGUGACUAUGAUGAGGAAGUCUGUCCUCGGAGGAAAAGGGGAAAGGAGAGAUCAGAUGAGAGAUCAGAUGAGACCGAGUGGGAGCCGUCUGAUGAGGAAGACAUUGUAAUGGACUCUGAUUCUUCUGAGGAUUUGGAAACGGCAGGUUCCUCUGGUCUAACAGAAAAGGCCAACGUUGAUAAUUCUCAGAGCGGAAUAGAGAAAGAUGAGAGACUUGUGGAGUGGUGUACUGACUGUGGAGCCGAGCCCGUACUCGCCUGCACCACACAGCGCCAUAAGAAYCUGUACGCCUGUGGUGUGUGUGUGAGUGAGGUCCAACAAGCUGUUGGAUUUGACCGAUUCUACAUGCAGUUCGAGGACCCGGACAGCUUCAAGGAACAUGUACGACGGGAACACAACACACAACCUCAUAGUUGCUCUUUCUGCCUCAAGCCAUUCAGGACCAAACAGGACAAGCUUACCCACGAGGAAACCAUCGGCAUCCGUAUCAUUGCUCAGAAUGCUCAGAAAAGAUUCAAGAACAUUAGACUACGGAAACAGACACCUUCAGAGCCACAGAGGUCCAACGACAGCCCCGUCCACAGUGGCCAGAAAGCCCACAAGUGCCAGCUGUGCCGACGCUCGUAUGCCCAGCCGAGCCACCUCAAGUCCACAUGCGCCUCCACACAGGGGAGAGGGCCCUUCAAGUGCAAGCAGUGUGAGAAACUUAAACACCUCCAGAAACAUACAGCCGUCCACAGUAGGCAGAGACCCACACGUGCCAGCUGUGCCAACGCUCGUUCACUGAAAGAGACACCUCAGAGCCACAUGCGCUCCAAGUGCCAGCAGUGUGAAAGUGUUUCAAUCGCAUAG